GUUGCGCGAGAAGAGAACUACCGAAUUGAUCACUAACAGAAUUUUGUAAUUUACUGAAAUAAAUUUACGGAAUUACGAUCACAGUUCUUCGACUGCGCAACAGUUUACAAAAUUCUGUUAAUAUGUCGAAGAAGUCGACAAAUCGUGGAGCAUCUGCGUCCGGGUCCUUUGAACCAAGGGAAAACACGGACAACAUCGUCACUAAUAACGCGGCGAACAACGUAAGUAACGUCUACUUGAACCCUUCCUGCAGUGGAAACCAGGGAAACGCAGGUAUCACCGGAAUCCGUAGAAAUCCGUUGCGUGAAGUCCGAAGGUUCGUUGACUAUCAAUGUCACCUGUGCGAAAAGCGGGACAAUGAAGAGAUGGUACAAUGCGACGGUUGCGAUAGGUGGUUCCACUUCGUAUGUGUUCAAGUUACUGAGGAAAUUGCCAACGUUAGCUGGAUCUGUCCGACCUGCAAAACUCAAUCCUUCAUUGCCCCACCCAAUAAUACGCAACACCCGAUAACCGAACAACACAAUCCACUUCCACCCGUAAGCAAGUCCGUGUCGAAUCGAUCGGGUAGCAGAACAAGCUCUCGGAGUGAAGCAAGAAGACUUAAAGAGCUGGAGUUGAAAAAACUUGAGGAAGAACUUGAGCUGGAGAAGCGUUUUCUUGAACGAAAAUAUAAGCUUCUGAGAGAGUGCGGUAGCGAGGCGUCGUCCAUAAACGAGGAAUACGAAGACGACCAGUUGUCGAAGAUCGAAGAGUGGUUAGCCGAAACGGAACGCCAUGGUGAAGCUGAAGAUUCCGGAUUAGCAGAAGCAGCAAAUGAGCAAACAUCGAACAGAUCGAGCAAGCUCGAGGAGCACAAGGCUCCGGCUGUCCAGCGAACGUCUCAUCCAUCAAUUCUUCGAACAAACCAAACGACUCACCGUUCUCAGUGCGAUGUACCCCUGUUCCCCGCACAUCAACGCCAUCAAUCAGGUUUUCCCAGUACGGUUCCAGACAUGGAAAACAACCGUCUCUCACAAAAUGUUCGGUACUGUAGCAGUAUGAGGCCGCAGUUCGUCGAAGAACAUAUUCGGAGCGAGCAGCCUCUAACAGAAGACUUAUCGGAGCGGUUUGCUCGCCUAAAGCCCUCCGUCCAUCCAAGAACGAUUCCAUCCUCACUACCGGGAACUAGCCGACAUCUAACUAGAGAAGUCCAAACACAUCAUCAAUACCCACAAGGUGCUGCCAGGCCAGUGUUAGCACCUACUUUGAAUCCGAAUAUGCACAACGAGUUCGUUCCGGGUCAGCGUUCAACGCCGAUAUUACUAGCUCAGGCCGAGCCUUUCGACGAGCUCGCUGGAGCUAUGCGUGAACAGCGAGCGGAGAGAGACGCAACUGCGUGCGAUGACGGUGGUGUGGAGGAGGUGCAAAAGUGUUUCAAUAAAACCCAUCCAGCGUUGUCCAAGGGUCCAUUCACCACAAUUUAUUGUUCGUCGCCGUCUCGAGUGGAAUGGCCCGAGUUGGGGCACUUGAAGUUGAUUUACGGACAGAUUGAUCAAAACAAAAACACGGUGAAGAUGGGUCGAGCGUCUGGAAUUGAACUGAAGAAAAGACAGCUUCAUGCGCGUUUUGGGUCAAUGGAACUUGCGGUAUAG
Molecule: messenger RNA, 1631 nt
Organism: Aedes aegypti (yellow fever mosquito)
Lineage: Eukaryota; Metazoa; Arthropoda; Insecta; Diptera; Culicidae
Product: bromodomain adjacent to zinc finger domain protein 1A-like
Exons: 3
Coding region: 123-1631 (502 amino acids)
Biological process (GO): positive regulation of DNA-templated transcription
Cellular component (GO): Set1C/COMPASS complex
Source: RefSeq, a predicted model, not a curated record